This is a messenger RNA of Melampsora larici-populina 98AG31, 3919 nucleotides long. RefSeq lists its product as uncharacterized. Gene Ontology annotation, biological process: pyruvate metabolic process; gluconeogenesis. Bases 61 to 3675 code for a protein of 1204 amino acids. Gene Ontology annotation, molecular function: ATP binding; pyruvate carboxylase activity; metal ion binding. Lineage: Eukaryota; Fungi; Basidiomycota; Pucciniomycetes; Pucciniales; Melampsoraceae. The record is from RefSeq and is a predicted model, not a curated record. Gene Ontology annotation, cellular component: cytoplasm. The transcript has 17 exons.
GAUCGCUAGCUAAGAUACAAUCAAGUUGAACUUCAAAUCUAACAUCCUUCAUUAUCUACCAUGGCGGGCGGUGACCUACAACCGGGUUCGAAAGAUGCCUUCGCACUGAAUACUCCAAUACCAUCUAUGCCUGGCACGCCAGGAGGAACCAUGGGACACCAUACGCCCAACGUUCAAUCUAUCCGACGUCAUACUGCUGGUCAUCGUGGUCCACUUCAGAAGAUUUUGGUGGCAAACAGAGGUGAAAUUGCAUGUCGUGUCUUUAGAACGGCCCACGAACUUGCCAUGCACACUGUUGCUAUCUAUUCCCAUGAAGACCGAAUGAGUGCUCAUCGCCACAAGGCCGAUGAAGCUUACAUGGUCGGAAAAGGUCUCACCCCGGUUGGUGCUUACCUUGCACAGGACGAUAUCAUUAAAUUAGCCCUCGAACAUGGUGUAGACAUGAUUCACCCUGGAUACGGGUUCUUGGCUGAAAAUGCCGAAUUCGCCAAAAAGGUAGAAGAGGCUGGAUUGGCUUUCAUUGGUCCACAACCCGAGGUAAUCGACGGGCUGGGUGACAAGGUGAAAGCUAGGACUCUUGCCAUGAAGUGCGGUGUUCCAGUCGUACCUGGGACUGAAGGCGCGAUUGCUAGCUAUGACUUGGCAGAUGCCUUCAUCAAGGAGCAUGGAUUUCCCGUCAUCAUCAAGGCAGCCAUGGGGGGUGGAGGACGAGGUAUGCGGGUGGUACGUGCCGCAGAAGAAUUCAAGGAAUCUUUCGAGCGAGCUGUUUCAGAAGCGAAGGCGGCGUUCGGAGAUGGGACGGUCUUUAUUGAGCGUUUCCUAGACAAACCUCGUCAUAUCGAAGUACAACUCUUAGGGGAUAGCGCUGGAAAUGUGAUCCAUCUUUUCGAACGUGAUUGCUCGGUUCAACGUCGUCACCAAAAGGUCGUUGAGCUUGCUCCUGCUUCGGAGUUGACCGACGAAGUGCGCUCGAAGAUUUUGGAGGAUGCGAAGAAGUUAGCAUCAGCUGUGAAUUACCGUAACGCGGGGACUGCCGAGUUCCUUGUCGAUCAACAGGGUCGUCACCAUUUCAUCGAGAUUAACCCUCGUAUUCAAGUGGAGCAUACUAUCACCGAAGAAAUCACUGGAAUCGAUAUUGUUGCAGCUCAAAUCCAAAUUGCAGCUGGUGCUACCCUUGCCGAUUUAGGUCUCACUCAAGAUGUGAUUACGAAGCGUGGAUAUGCUAUUCAGUGCCGUGUGACCACUGAAGACCCAGCGGCAGGUUUCCAACCAGACACCGGCAAGAUCGAAGUCUACCGCUCAGCCGGAGGUAACGGUGUCCGACUGGAUGCUUCCUCCGGUUUCGCGGGGGCUCAAAUCACCCCUCACUAUGAUAGUUUAUUAACCAAAGUCACAGUUCGAGGUGCUACUUUUGAGAUUGCUCGUAGAAAAAUGUUGAGAGCUUUGGUCGAGUUCCGAAUCCGAGGUGUGAAGACCAACAUUCCGUUCUUGUUCAGGGUCUUAUCACAUGAGACCUUUGUAGCGUGUCAAACGUGGACAACGUUCAUUGAUGAUACACCAGCAUUGUUCCACUUGAUCAGCAGUCAAAACCGAGCUCAAAAGCUUCUCGGGUAUCUCGGUGACCUUGUCGUUAACGGAAGUAGCAUCAAGGGCCAACAAGGUGAACCUGGAUUGAAGGAAGAAAUUGUCAUCCCACAGUUUGCCCACCGAACCGAUCCCGAAAAACCUCUCGAUGUGACUCAGCCAAGUCAAUUUGGCUGGAGAGAAAUCCUCAAGACUCAAGGUCCUGCUGCAUUUGCCAAGGCAGUGCGUGAUUACAAAGGAUGUCUGAUCAUGGACACCACUUGGCGAGACGCUCAUCAAUCUCUUCUAGCUACCCGUCUUCGAACCAUCGAUAUUCUCAACAUUGCUCGUGAAACUAGUCAUGCUCUAGCCAACGCUUACUCGCUUGAAUGUUGGGGAGGUGCAACUUUCGACGUAGCAAUGCGAUUCCUCUAUGAAGAUCCAUGGGAACGACUUCGAAAGAUUCGUAAACUAGUACCUAACAUUCCUCUCCAAGCUUUGAUAAGAGGAGCGAACGCGGUGGGUUAUACUUCUUACCCGGACAAUGCCAUCUACGAGUUUUCGAAAAAGGCUGUCGAGAAUGGACUAGAUAUCUUUAGAGUCUUUGAUUCUUUGAAUUAUCUUGACAAUAUGAAACUCGGUAUUGAUGCUGCCAAACGAGCUGGAGGAGUGGUUGAAGCUACAAUUUGUUACACGGGAGAUGUAGCUGAUCCAAAGAAGACAAAAUACACUUUAGAUUAUUAUAUGAAAUUUGCAGCUGAAUUGGUUGCUGAGGGUAUUCACGUGCUUGCGAUCAAGGAUAUGGCAGGCUUAUUGACCCCUCGAGCUGCAAAGAUUCUGAUUGGUAACUUGCGAGAAAAAUACCCAGAUUUACCUAUCCACGUUCACUCUCACGAUACUGCCGGGAUCUCCCUGGCGACGAUGCUGCAAUGCGCUGAAUCAGGUGCCGAUGUCGUUGAUUGUGCAAUCGACAGCAUGUCUGGAAUGACCUCCCAAUGUGCUAUGGGCGCUUUGUGCGCUGCGCUUGAGCAAAACGGUCUCGGGACUGGAAUCUGCUACGACGACGUCCAAGCUUUGAAUCUCUACUGGUCUCAAUGCCGAAUGCUUUACAGCUGUUUCGAUGCUAACGUAAAAGCUAGUGACUCGGGUGUUUAUGAGCAUGAGAUGCCCGGUGGGCAAUACACUAACCUCAUGUUCCAAAGCCAACAACUUGGUCUUGGUACACAAUGGGCUGCGGUGAAGAAAGCUUAUAUUGAAGCCAAUCAACUAUGUGGUGAUAUUGUAAAGGUAACCCCUUCAUCAAAAGUUGUGGGAGACUUUGCUCAGUUCUUGGUGUCCAACAAGCUCUCUAAGGCUGAUGUCGAAGCACGAGCCGAUAAACUUGACUUCCCUAACUCGGUGGUUGAAUUUUUCCAAGGAUAUCUCGGUCAACCUGUGGGUGGAUUCCCAGAGCCGCUACGUAGUCAAAUCAUUCGUGAUAAACCUAGAAUUGAGGGUCGUCCGGGUAUCAGUAUGGCACCAUAUAAUUUCGAUAAGACCAGAAAGGAUCUUCAAGAGAAAUUUGGAAAGAGUAUUACCUCAACGGACGUUCUCUCUUAUUGCAUGUACCCCAAAGUGUAUGAAGAAUUUAAAGAAUUUUUGACCAAGUACGGUGACUUGUCAAUUCUACCUACAAGAUACUUCUUAGCUAAACCUGAAGUGGGUGAAGAGCUACAUAUCUCGAUCGAGCAAGGAAAGACUUUGAUCGUGAAACUAUUGGCUUCGGGGCCGGUCAACCCUGAGACUGGAGUAAGGGAAGUAUUCUUUGAAUUGAACGGUGAGACUCGAGCUGUACAAGUCGAAGAUCGUAACGCGGCUGUAGAAACGGCUCAUCGGGAAAAAGCAACAUCAGACCCAGGUUCAGUUGGAUCACCAAUGGCAGGUGUGGUUGUAGAGAUUCGAGUUCAAGAAGGACACGAAGUGAAGGCUGGUGAUCCAAUUUGUAUCAUGUCAGCUAUGAAGAUGGAACAGAAUGUUACAGCACCUGUGGGUGGUAAAGUUUCAAGAGUUGCCGUUGGACCUGGUGAUAGUCUUGGAUCUGGUGAUUUGAUUGUAGAGAUCAAACAUAGCUAGAAUACGAAUUCCGCUAGACCACAAAAAUGUUAAAAAGCUUGAUACCAAGAAUUUGAAUUGCUUAUUAUCAUGAAUACAAGACGAAGUAUAACAGUACAAAGAAAGUAACUGCAAAAUAGUUUGCAAGUAUAUCCAGAAAAAAAUGUGUGCGAUGUGAAAUUAUCAGAUUUAUCGAUUGUAAAGUAGCACUUGAAGAAACAAGAUGUGUUUUGUGAGAAUUAUAGUCAAGUUCUUUGUGUCAUUU